Hyposmocoma kahamanoa is the source of this 1007-nucleotide messenger RNA. Its product is annotated as endothelial lipase-like. Gene Ontology annotation, molecular function: lipase activity. The record is from RefSeq and is a predicted model, not a curated record. NCBI's taxonomy places the organism in Eukaryota, Metazoa, Arthropoda, Insecta, Lepidoptera, Cosmopterigidae. The transcript has 7 exons. Bases 219 to 992 code for a protein of 257 amino acids.
UCCUAGCAACCGUCUCAGCUAUCCCAACACCAGAUCCAGUGAUCUUCAAAUUAAAUGACGGUCCAAGGUUUCAAUACCGGGAUGAUGGUGAAGGUAACGCCUAUCUCGUAGACCAAUGGUUCAAAGUCAGUGAUGCUCAACGGGCUGCACGAUACAACCCUGACCUAAAUAAUGUUUACCAUCUAUUCACUAGACAAAACCAGAAUGUGAGCCAACCGAUGCAUUUCGGUAGUAGCUUCCUGCUUGCCAACUCCAACUACGACCCUCUUCGCCGGACUAUCUUUAUCGUUCAUGGCUGGGCGCAAUCUGCUACUUCCAAUGUUAAUGCUGUUCUUGUACCAGCUUUCCUUCAAGCCGAGGACGUUAACGUCUUUGUCGUGGAUUGGAGCGCCGGCGCCGGCAUAUCCGCUGGUAAUGACGCACCUCAGAACGCUGUUGCUUCAGGUCUAAGUGUGGCACGUACCAUCGACUGGAUCGUCUUUGAAACCGGUGCCAACAUUGGUGGCUUUCACCUAGUCGGCUUCAGUCUUGGUGCCCAUCAGGUCGCUGUGGCUGGUAGAAAUGUGCAGAGUGGACAAAUUCCUUAUAUCACUGCUUUGGACCCUGGUGCGAACAUGGAAGACAGUGGCCACAUCUUCGGCCCUGAUGCUGCCAUCUACACAGAGGCUAUCCACACCAACUCAGGUCUUAUGGGGCAUGGCGAUGUUGUGGCUCACACCGACUUCUUCCCUAAUGGCGGAGAUUAUCAACCAGGCUGUGGAAUUGUGAACUUCGUCUGUAGCCACGAGAGGUAUAGAAAAAUACAUACUGCGCCACGUACAUAUCGUUCACACACAAACAAAACACAGUCAUUUUAUGCUUACUCAUCAACACAUGGGAUAAGUUGCAAAUAUAAUAAACUUAAUCAUCAACCCAUUUAUUACGUCCCGCUGCUGUGCAUGGGUCUCCUCUCAGGCGAGGGUUUAGGACAUUCCGCUACGUAUGCCGAUUAGAGCCCGCGGCUUCUG